AUGGCCACCAAGACGCCCGUCAUAGCCGUCAUCGGCUCUCUCAACAUCGACCUGGUCACGUACACGUCGCGCAUCCCCCAGGCCGGCGAGACCAUGACCGCCAACGGGUUCAACGUCGGCCUCGGCGGCAAGGGCGCCAACCAGGCCGUCGCCUGCGCCAAGCUGUCGCGCUCCAAGGCCGCGCUCGACCGCGGCACCGCGACCGUGCGCAUGGUCGGCGCCGUCGGGGCCGACGCCUACGGCACCAUGAUGUCGGCCGGCCUGCGCGAGUUCGGCGUCGACGUCUCGGGCGUGGAGGUCCGGUCCGGCAUGAAGACGGGCGUGGCCGUCAUCAUCGUCGAGGAGGCGACGGGCGAGAACCGCAUCAUGCUGUCGCCCGAGGCGAACCACUCGGUCCGGCCGGAGCACUUCCGGGAGCUGCCGGCCCCGCUCCCCGACCUCGUCAUCAUGCAGCUCGAGAUCCCGCUCGACACCGUCCUGCAGAUCAUGGCCACGGCGCACCGGCAGGGCGUGCCCGUCCUGCUCAACCCGGCGCCCGCGCAACAGAUCCCCGACGAGUACUACGGUUACGUCUCGCACUUUGUCGUCAACGAGACCGAGGCCGUCUUCAUGUCCGGCCGCGACGAUGCGGACGUGGAGACGCCCGAGGGCCUAGCGGCGGUCGCUCGCAUCUUCCAGUCCAGGGGCGCGCAGAACGUCCUCAUCACGCUCGGCGGCAAGGGCGUGUACUACGCGGACGCCGGGGGCAGGUCCGGCCACGUGCCGGCCGAGAAGGCCAAGGUGGUCGACACGACGGCGGCAGGCGACACGUUUGUGGGUGCGUACGCGCUCGAGGUGGUGCGGUGCGGUGGCUCGGCGGCGGAGAGCUUCGACAUUGAGAAGGCGGUUAGGAUAGCGAAUGGUGCGGCUCGAAGGACGGUGGAGAAGAGAGGGGCGCAGGACUCGAUCCCGUGGCUUGACGAACUGGACUCGUAG
Molecule: messenger RNA, 975 nt
Organism: Thyridium curvatum
Lineage: Eukaryota; Fungi; Ascomycota; Sordariomycetes; Thyridiales; Thyridiaceae
Exons: 1
Coding region: 1-975 (324 amino acids)
Biological process (GO): D-ribose metabolic process
Molecular function (GO): ribokinase activity
Source: RefSeq, a predicted model, not a curated record